This is a messenger RNA of Oppiella nova, 948 nucleotides long. Lineage: Eukaryota; Metazoa; Arthropoda; Arachnida; Sarcoptiformes; Oppiidae. The record is from the annotation of a GenBank genome assembly.
AUGACUGAUAAUGCAACGAUCUUGCAGAAUGUACCAGUAGGCAAAAAAGUGGGUAUCGCCUUUUCUGGUGGUCUAGAUACUUCAGCAGCUUUAUUGUGGAUGAAACAAAAAGGCGCAGAACCUUAUGCUUAUACAGCAAACUUAGGUCAACCUGAUGAAGAUGACUACGAUGCAAUUCCGCGUAAAGCUGAAAACUACGGUGCUGUAAAAGCCCGAUUGGUUGACUGCCGCUUACAACUUGCAUUGGAAGAUCAGCAAUUUAUUGAUGAAUUAGGCGGUCGCGCUGAAAUGUCACAAUUCUUGAUCGACAAUGGUUUUGAUUACAAAAUGUCGAAAGAGAAAGCCUAUUCAACAGAUUCAAACAUGUUGGGUGCAACUCACGAAGCGAAAGAUCUUGAAUACCUCAAUGCAGGCAUCAAAAUCGUUGAGCCAAUCAUGGGCGUUGCGUUCUGGAAAGAAGACGUAAAAGUUGAAGCUGAAGAAGUUUCUGUAACGUUUGAAGAAGGCUUCCCUGUUGCAUUAAAUGGCAAACGUAUUGAAGACCCUGUUGAAUUCAUCCUUGAAGCCAAUCGCAUUGGUGGUCGUCAUGGUCUAGGUCGUUUAUUGUACCAAGGUCGUUGGUUCGAUUCGCAAGCAUUGAUGCUACGUGAAACAGCACAACGCUGGGUUGCUAAAGCAAUCUCUGGUACUGUGACUUUAGAACUUCGUUGUGGUAAUGACUACACGAUUAUGAACACUGAAUCAGAGAACCUCACUUAUGAAGCUGAGCGUUUAACCAUGGAAAAAGGUGAUUCAAUGUUUAGUCCUGCUGACCGUAUCGGCCAAUUGACUAUGCGUAAUCUUGAUAUCACGGACACCCGCGCAAAACUUGGUAUUUAUACCAAUACUGGUUUAUUGGCUGUCGGUACAGGAUCUGCGAUCCCUCAGCUGAAAGACAAAAAUAAAUAA